AUGCUACGCGUUCUCCUCUCCGCAGUGAUUAUUGGCUCCAGCCACAGCUUCUGUCCGGCCGCAAGAAGUGCGUGUCAGCGGCACGGCAUUAGUGCGGAACCGGACGACGCGGUCGGCGACGAUGCCACGAGCGAGGCACUAUCCACCAGCGACAUCGCCACAACCGCGACUGCGGCCGCCGCCGGCGCGACGGUCGCAAGCACAGUCGCCACCGCGGCCGGCACCGUCUGCGCCACCGGCGCGUGCACGGCGGCCGGCGCCGCGGCAACGGCGGCGGCUACGGGAACUGCUGGCGCCGCGGCGGGAACCGCCGGGGCGGGCCUGCUUUCACAACUGGCGUAUCCUAUCGCCGCGUUGGGCCUCUCGGGCGCAUUAGCCCUGCAAUCCGGUCCCGAGGCGCUCAUGGACCAGGCGGCGCACAGCGCGCUCUACGCCGACGCGAUGCGAUCGAACCACCCCGUGGUGCUCGAGUUCUACAGCAACGAUUGUCGCCAUUGCCGGCACGCGGCGGCGUCGCUGGCCGAGACCGCCGCCGCGCACCCGGGCACCGACUGGGUGAUGGUCGACUGCCAAAAGCCGGAGUCGCGGUCCCUCGUGGAAAAAUACAACGUCGGGCCGAUCCCGCACUUCGCUUUUCUGGACGAGUCCAAGACGUUGCGGCGAACAGAAGUCGGCGAGAGUGGCGCGAAGAGAGCCGAUGCCGUUCUCCGCGCGCUUGAGGGGUCUUCUUCGUAACUUGAAC
Pelagomonas calceolata is the source of this 742-nucleotide messenger RNA. The record is from the annotation of a GenBank genome assembly. NCBI's taxonomy places the organism in Eukaryota, Pelagophyceae, Pelagomonadales, Pelagomonadaceae.